CUAAAAUAAAAAAAAGAAAAGAAAAUUAAUAAAUAAAAAAAACGAAAAAAAAGAUCUACCCAAAACAACAAUAACAAUUAUCUUAUAACCCCAAAAUAACAAUAGCAAUAACACGAGGAAUGCGCACCACAACGAACAAGAUGGCUACACUGGAUCACGUGUCCUCAUCACCUACUCUUCAACAACCACCCAUUUCCUCCCCCAUGGCGGCCCCUAAUGAGUUUGGGCCACAGAGAGUUGAUAAGAGGCUCACCACCCCUGACGAGGAGCCCCAGGGGAAGCCAGGGGAUGGGGGGGAGGGGACCAGACAGCAGCAGCAGCAGCAGCAGCAGCAGCAGCAGGAGGGCCAGGCAGAGCAGUGGCAGGCCUCACAGCAGCCACAGGUGGAAGGCGGACAGAAAGUGGAAGCGUUUAAUCCACAAGAGUACUGGGAAGUGGUGAGCAGCAACAUGGUGAGUGAGGUGCAGGAUGUGGUGAAAAAAGGACAGCAGGAGUGGAAGGAGCUGUGUGGCAAGGAGCAGCUGUGCCUGUCUCGCCUGCAGCAGCUGUGCAAGGCGGCACACACCUUAAACGCCUCCUUCCAUAACCAGCGAGACAACCUCCACUCCACUGUGCUCACCAUGGCUUCCUCCUUCAAGAAAUAACACCACACCAACUCCACAACCACUACAGCAACACCAGGACAACACCGUAACACCAUAGCAAUAUUGGAACACCACAGCAACACAGGAACACCACAGUAACAAAGGAGCAACACCAUGGCUGCCACAUCAACACUGCAACACCACAUCCGUCACAGCAACAUCAGAACACCACAGUAGUGCCACAGCAACGUCACAGCCACAGUCUCCACCACACCACUCUAAGACUAACACCACACAGAUAUGUUGUGAUUAAAUUUCUCUCUCUCUCUCUCUCUCUCUCUCUCUCUCUCUCUCUCUCUCUCUCUCUCUCUCUCUCUCUCUCUCUCUCUCUCUCUGCCAAUGAGGAAAAAUAUUUUGAUUACAUUAUAUAUUUCUUUUUUUUUUUUUUUUUUUUGUCUGUUAAUUUUGGUUGUUUUCUGAAAUCUUUGUAUAUUUGAAUAGGUUGUCAUUAUUAUUAUUAUUAUUAUUAUUAUUAUUAUUGUUGUUGUUAUUCACUGGUUUUCCUUUACAAUGCACAAAAUAAGCCACUCGGAAUUAUUAUUAUUAUUACUAAUAUUAUUAUUAUCAUUAUUGUUAUUAUUUCUUUCAUUAUUUCCUUUACUUAUUAGAUUUUUAUUGAUUGCUCUCUCUCUCUCUCUCUCUCUCUCUCUCUCUCUCUCUCUCUCUCUCUCUCUCUCUCUCUCAAGGGAUACACAAACACACACUUUACAAUUAAUUCUUUACCUGUUUCAUCUUCAUGUUUUCUAAUUAUCAUCAAAACUAUCACCAAAAUACUACUUCCUCUCACCAAACGUAAAAAAUAACCACUCGACAAAAACUCCUCCUCCUCCUCCUCCUCCUCCUCCUCCUCCUUCCUUCGACACUAA
This is a messenger RNA of Portunus trituberculatus (swimming crab), 1510 nucleotides long. Its product is annotated as UPF0746 protein DDB_G0281095-like. The transcript is spliced from 4 exons. The coding region runs from base 120 to 644 and encodes 174 amino acids. Lineage: Eukaryota; Metazoa; Arthropoda; Malacostraca; Decapoda; Portunidae. The record is from RefSeq and is a predicted model, not a curated record.